Patiria miniata (bat star) is the source of this 4946-nucleotide messenger RNA. RefSeq names its product golgin subfamily A member 2-like. The transcript has 24 exons. Gene Ontology annotation, cellular component: cis-Golgi network; Golgi cis cisterna; Golgi cisterna membrane. The record is from RefSeq and is a predicted model, not a curated record. Bases 19 to 3090 code for a protein of 1023 amino acids. Gene Ontology annotation, biological process: Golgi organization. Lineage: Eukaryota; Metazoa; Echinodermata; Asteroidea; Valvatida; Asterinidae.
UUGAAGAGCGUAUCCAAGAUGGCCGAUGAAAACCGUGAGAAGAAACUUGCUGCUGCUAGGAAAAAGCUCCAACGAUUCCAACAGAAGCGAACACCCGCAAACUCCCCCAUCCCUACCAAGAGCCGGAAGCCAGACAACCCAAUCUCUGCACCCACGACGCCCCUGACAAACAGCCAGCCAAACAAAGCCUCCCCUCCCCCCUCCACACCACCCAGGGCCAACCAGGGAAUCCAUCAGAGCCACACCCCAGCCAGCACUAGUCACAGCCCCCGACAGAACUCGUACACAAGCAGUUCAGAUCAUCUUAACCCAUCCAGCAGUGUGCUGAAUAACAGCCACCAACAAGUUGCUUCAAAUUCACCAGAUACCAGACCAUUGUCUUCCACUGAGAGUCUACGCCAACUGUCAAUGCAAGUUAAUGGGCUCGUCUCAAAGGCUGAGUACUUAAAUGGACUUGAUGAAGAUUCAGUGGACGCUAGGACAAGACUUGGUCUCAGUCAACUGGAGGCCAGGAACCAGGAGUUAGCAGCUGAUCGAGAUGAACACGCCCUCUCUAAUCAACAGCGACAACUGCACAUUGAUGAACUGAGGAAUCACUGUGAGAAAUUACAGUAUCAGUUGCAGAAGGAGCGCAAAGAGUCGGAGCAGCGACUGUUCAAAGAGCAGAGCUCCCUCAGGGAGCAGUUACAGGUUCACAUCCAGACCAUCGGUAUUCUAGUCUCGGAGAAGUCAGACCUCCAGAGCGCUGUGGCACACAGCCAGCAGAGUCUCAAACAAAAAGCAGGUGAAGCAGAUAAUCUGUCCAGCCGACUCCAGGCCUCCAGACAGAGAGUGGCUGAAUUGGAGAGAGACUUGACCAGUGCGACAUCCUCCAGCCAACAGUACCAAAAGACGAGUGCAGGGCUUGAUAAGGAGAAGGAUACUCUCAUGCUAGACGUCUAUAAAUUAAAGAAAGCCAACGAAGAGUUAACACAACGAAAUUCAGAGACUAGCAGUCAACUCAGAACAAAGGUUGCAGAAUCGUCCCAGCUAGAGCAGCUCGCCCAAGACUUGAAGGACCGUCUGAGUGCAGCGGAGCUACGGGCCCACCAGCUGGCCAAUCAGGGCAGCCAGCAGGAUACCCACGAUGCACUGCUGAAAGUCCAACAAGACAAAGCCGAGCUCGAGAGUAAACUUGCCCAGUACAACCAAUCGUUCCAGCAACUGACAGCAGAGAGGGAGCAAUUGGCUCAACAGUUCCAGCAGCACACACAACAAUAUCAGAAACAGGCUCAAGAACUGGUUCAACAAAUACAAGCUCAAGCACAAGAAAAGGAAAUCCUUGUAGAAAAGCAGGCUGAAUUACAGAAGCAAAUCAUCGAUAUGGAAAAUGCGAAAGUUGCAGAUUCGGAACAAGGAGACCUCAUCAACCGGCAAGAAGUUGAUGAUCUACAGCAGAGAAUCACGCAGCUUGAGGCAGAUAAACAGUCAGUACAUGGGCAAUACCAACAACAGGUCAGCGACAACGCCCAGCUCAGUCGCCUAUAUCAGGAGCGAGAAGAUCGCAUCGAGGAGCUGGAACGCCAACUGGCCCGCCUCAACGAGGAGUCUACAGACCGAGCAUCUCUCCUAGAGAGCAUCCAGGGAGACAAGGUGACCAUCAGCCGAGCCAUGGCCCAGAACAAGCAACUCAAGCUGCAACUGGAGGAGCUGCAGUCAGCAUUUGUCAAGAUGACUAAUGAUAACAUGGAGAUGUUAUCCAGCCUGCAGUCUGAGCAGCAUGUUAGUCAGGAGUUGGCGAGUCGACUGGGGCAACAAGAAGAAGAACUGAAAGAGUUUAAACAACAGUUGCAGUCCAAGGAGAGCGAAUGCGACGUCUUGAAGACGCAAAAUUACGGUCUAAACAAGCAGCUGCUGCAGCAGGCCACCAUGACUGAUAGAGUCCAGCACUAUGAGGCACAGAGCCACAUCAACGAGACACUACAGAAAGAUCUGUCCAAUGCUCAGUUGAGGCUGCGAGAUCUGACGGAAGAGAACAGCGAGCUCAGAGUGCGGAUCGCCAACCUGGAGGCUUACCGGGCGGAGUCGCAGACGUCCUCACCCAACGUCAGUUUGGAGGAUGGCCGAGUGGUCUCACGGGAAGACAUGGUGGAUUCAUUGUCGGCUGCCAUCAGGCAGCUGGAGAUGGAACGAAAUCAACUCACAGAAUCAUUCCACGAACAACAGGCUCAACACCAUGCACUCCUGGAGCAGAUGGAACAGAUACGAAGACAGCAGGGACAAGAACCUGCGGUGCUUUCAGACGUCCAGUUUGUCUCCAAGGAAUCCUUUGAGACGAUGAACGCGGCCAUGGAUAUGCUGCAGGAUCGGUUUGCUUCUGUCAUGAGAGAGAAGGCAGAGCUUAGCGAGAGGUGUCAGGAGCUGGAACACAUCAACCUGCAGUUGUCUGGCGAGACUGAGACAAUAGGUGAAUACAUCAGUCUGUAUCACAGCCAGCGAGACAUGAUGAAGAGGAGGCAAGAGGAGAGAGAACGCUUUGUGGCAUCGCUAGCCAAGGACAAGGAAGAAAUGCAGCAAAAAUUGAACCAGCUCCAGAACCUGAUGAUGCAGUUGAUCCAAGAGAAGAAGCGCCCCGCCCACCCCCACACCCCUAACCAAUUCCCAGCUUUCUUGGGUUCCCCGUCCCUCACCCCCGGGGGCGCUAAUUCCAUCAACAACUCCCCCGUUUCACCGUUCGGCGGUCCGAUGUCCAACCCCAACCAUCACCACAAUCACACUAAGAAGCACCAGACGUUGAGUGGAAGCAUGGACAGUACCACUUUAGACGAUGACAGCGAUGCCGAUGACUGGCCGUCCAUCAGCAGCACUGACAGCGCAGAGGAAGCCACCAUGGCGGACCACUACCACACCGCCCAGAACCUGAGCCUAGACAACUCCCCGCGACGCAACCCUGCCCACAACCGCAGCCCGCAACCCACGGAUCACACGGCCCAGCAGAUCAUGGAGCUACUGGAGCAGAUCGGAGGGUCACACAUCAUCGAUCGAGGGACCAUCUUAGAUCGAGACUUUGCCCCCUGCAAAUGCUGCAGCGGGACUCUUGUGGAUGUAUGAUUCAAGAGCUGGGAUUGUGAACGUCAAAGUUGCCGUUUCGCUUCAUCCUCCGAAAUCCUUUAAUAAAACUCUGCCAAGAUAGUGGAGAGGAUUUGCAGGAUUGAGGAAGGUAGAGCUUGGCUGCUAUUACUUCACAUGAGGCUUGAUGAUGCCCUAGGAAAUUACAAAGGACAUGUCAUUGGAGGAUUUUGGAGGAUUCAGAAAUGAUCCUGCCCAUAAAGCUGUAGGUUGCAAGUUUUGUGAUCGGGAUUUUCUGCAUGAGGAUCUUGCAGCGAUUGCUUAUUGGAUGUGAGAUCGGGAAUCACGUCUUUUACAAACAACUCUUGGAGCUUGGAUUCCUUAGAGUAAAUGCUGCAUUGCUUCUCUCUGGAUGCUUGAUACUCUGGAUAAAGACUUCCGCUUGAAAGCUUUUUUGUAACAGCAUUUGCGUUAGUUUGAUGCACUUCUUGUGUGGAACUUUGAAUUUCUUUGUUGGGUUAUAGCCGAUAGUGUACCCCCAGGGUGAUAGAUGUACUGUUAUUUUUAAGCAUGACCAUAAACAUUGGUUUCUGUGGAUACAGAUCAUAAAAACUGUAGCUCAAGCUUGCGAGAAAUCUACACCGAAUGAGCAUCUGUGAAAUCAUAUUGGAAAAGAAUUGAAAAGAACAGCAUUCACUUUCUGUGCAGACUAAACUAAGUUCAGUUCUAAAAUGGCUGUAUCUCCAGAAAGAUGAUCAAAUUUGUCCAGGACUUCAUACUCCGAGCUGCAAAGACUCUUGUACUACAAGUGCCUUAUUUACUUGCGAAAGGCGAGAUCAUCAGUAACUGUGUGACCAUUGUGUGUUUCAUAAACAAACAAAAACAACCUGUGUGAUGACAAUCGUCGUGAUAACUUCAGGUAUCAACCUGGUAUUUUCACUCUUGAUCAAAAUUGCCGAGGAGAAAAUCCUGCAGUAUUACCUUAUGAGGAACUGUAUGAAGAUGCGACUUUUUCGGCGACUUGUGCCAAAGUUUUCGGAAAAACAUUGUGACUUCAGGUUUAAACUACUUAGCUUGGGCGCAUCUGAAUAUUUGUGUUUUUCCAGCCUUGUGUUUUACAGAGGAGAAACUGGCUUUUUGGAGGAAAUUUACACCACUGUAAAAAUAUAUUUCCAGUGUAAAAAUACCGAACGUUUUGUUGGAGUGCACAUAAAUGCAGUGUUGGCGGCAAACGCGGAAAAACUUGUUGGCAUUGAGAUGUGGUGUUAAUCUUACGCUUGAGCAUGGAUAGUAUGAUAAUGUGAACAAUGUAUGGACUUGGCAAAGAAUCAGAUCUUGGGAUCUUUAGUUCCAGUUUUCUUUGUAUGUUUGUUGAUUUGUUUCCACAUUUUCGGACCAAUUGGAACCUCUAAGAGAAAAGGAGAAAAGUAGAAGAGGAAUAAAAGUAGAAGAAUAGUUUGAUUUGGUAUAAUUAUUUUAUUUGUCUAAGGGACACAAAUAUUUCAAGCAGAAAGAAACAUUUAUGUUUAUUUUGAUAUCAGCUAAACAUUCCAGAAGUUGUAUCGCAAAAAAUGUAUUUUUUGUUUUGUUUUGUUUGUUUGUUUGUUUGUUUGUUUUGGUUUUUUGUUAUGCUUCUUUUUUUGGGGGGGGGGGGGAGGGGUUAUGGAACUUGAUAUUUAAAAUGGUUAGACACAGUAUAAUAUUUAAAAACACAUUUUUUUCCUGAUGGAAAAUGUUAAGUAUUCAGCGGAAGUUUUGAAGUACAAAUGUAUUUUCAAGUUCUGGGAAGCUCCCUUACUCCAAGUAUUGUUCACAUUCUAGGAAAAGAGUGAAUGUUUUUACAUCGAAACAAAAUGUCGUAAAAGCUAGUGCUACAUUGGAACAUAAGGGUAGGUGAA